This is a messenger RNA of Acipenser ruthenus (sterlet), 881 nucleotides long. RefSeq names its product E3 ubiquitin-protein ligase CBL-B-like. Gene Ontology annotation, biological process: cell surface receptor signaling pathway; negative regulation of epidermal growth factor-activated receptor activity. Gene Ontology annotation, molecular function: phosphotyrosine residue binding; receptor tyrosine kinase binding; calcium ion binding. The record is from RefSeq and is a predicted model, not a curated record. Lineage: Eukaryota; Metazoa; Chordata; Actinopteri; Acipenseriformes; Acipenseridae. Gene Ontology annotation, cellular component: membrane raft; plasma membrane.
GCGGAAUCUUACUAAGCUGUCGCUCAUCUUCAGUCACAUGCUUGCAGAAAUCAAGGCGAUCUUUCCUGCUGGCCAUUUUCAAGGCGACACGUUCCGCAUCACAAAAGCAGACGCGGCAGAAUUUUGGAAGAGAUUUUUUGGGGAGAAGCCGAUCGUGCCGUGGAAAGUUUUCCGACAGUGCCUUCACGAAGUCCACCCAAUCAGCUCUGGGUUGGAGGCGAUGGCUCUUAAGUCCACUAUCGACCUGACCUGCAAUGACUACAUUUCUGUCUUCGAAUUCGACAUCUUCACCAGACUCUUCCAGCCCUGGGGCUCGAUCUUAAGGAACUGGAACUUCCUGGCUGUGACUCACCCAGGAUACAUGGCGUUCUUAACUUAUGAUGAGGUGAAGGCUCGGCUACACAAAUACAUCAACAAGCCUGGGAGCUAUAUCUUCAGACUGAGCUGUACUCGGCUGGGACAGUGGGCUAUCGGCUACUCCACCAACGAUGGGAACAUCCUCCAGACCAUUCCACACAACAAGCCCCUGUUCCAGGCUUUAAUCGAUGGGUGCAGGGAAGGGUUGUACGUAUAUGGAUAUUCCUAUAAUCCAAUAACUAGUAUUACACAAGCAGUGCAUAAUGCAGCUAAAAAACUAGAGGUACAGUAUUCGCAACACAUUGUUAGUGAUAUUCAUGAAGUCAGAGCACACAGAGGUGGGGAAACACUAUUUGCUGGGGGGUGGGCGGGGUUCAGUGGUAUCAACAAGGCUUUGAACCAGAACAAAAUGCUUUAGAAUCUGGCAAGAAGCGACAUUUCAAAGCAACACUCUCGGCUUCCUCCAAACAGCCUUUAAAUAUGCCGCCCAUAUUCUACAGGGUGAUUUUUAGAAAGUAAGCUUU